ACCGCAGACCAGAAAAAGGAUUCUAUUCGUUGAAUCAGGAAUGGAAUUUCUUUCCCUGCCGCGCGAAAAUUAACCAUCCAAAUUAAUUAAUCGGGUCGCUGAGCCCUCCGCCUUUUCUGAAGCUUUCCCCUAUAUAUAGAUCAGCCCCAAAACCCUAACUCGCCACACCCAAUUCAAGCGAUCUUCCACCUUAACUCAGAGCCUCUCUCUCUCUCUCUCUCUCUCUCUCUCUCUCUCUCUCUCUCUCUCUCUCUCUCUCUCUCCGCCACACAAUCCUAGACAAGCUAUCUUCUUGGGUUUCUUAAGUGAUUGCACAUUGCUUCGCACUAUCUGUAUCCAAAUCUUUACAGAAUCUAUAUGAGGCUGAUGGGUCAGUCCCUUCUAACCUCAUACAGUUGUUCUUGAUUUUUAUCUUCUCUUUCCUAUCAAAUCCCUGGUUUUGAAAUGCAAGCUUCGUUGAAGCUGUUCUUUCCGGGAUUCUGAAUUGGUUUUAUUCGAAUUUCGAAUAGCAUUAUAUAUUCGUAGAUAUAUACAUAUAUAUUUCAAUCCGUAAUGGCAAUUCCAUUCCUUCAUAUUAUUGGGUCUGAUAAACCAGCCAUGGAAACUGGUAUUAUGGUCCCUCAAUCUUCACCGUCGCCGUCCGUGUCCGCACGCCCUCCGGUGAUUCUGACUCAGGACGAGUUGAAGAAAAUCGCCGCGUACAAGGCGGUUGAGUUCGUGGAAUCGGGUAUGGUUUUGGGUUUAGGAACCGGGUCGACGGCGAAGCACGCCGUGGAUCGGAUUGGCGAGCUUUUGCGGCAAGGUAAGCUAAAGAACAUUAUAGGAAUACCCACAUCGAAAAAGACCCAUGAACAAGCUGUUUCUUUGGGAAUUCCUCUCUCCGAUCUGGACUCCUACCCUGUUGUCGAUCUCGCAAUCGACGGCGCAGAUGAGGUCGACCCGUAUCUUAAUUUGGUCAAGGGACGAGGCGGUUCUCUUCUCAGGGAGAAGAUGAUAGAGGGGGCGUGUAGGAAAUUUGUAGUUAUAGUUGAUGAGACGAAGCUUGUACCCUAUUUGGGUGGUAGUGGACUUGCUACGCCUGUAGAGAUUGUGCCAUUCUGCUGGAAAUUCACGGCGGAUAGGCUCCAACAAUUAUUUGAGGAUGCUGGUUGUGUUGCAAAACUAAGGAGAUUUGUGGAUAAUGGUGAACCGUUUGUGACAGAUAAUGGAAAUUAUAUAGUAGAUUUGUAUUUCAAGAAAGAUAUUGGGGAUUUGAAGGCUGCGAGUGAUGCGAUGCUUCGACUGGUAGGUGUUGUUGAGCACGGGAUGUUUCUUGACAUGGCUACUACUGUUAUUGUCGCAGGUGAGCUCGGUGUCACUGUGAAGAAUAAGUAGGGGCUGAAAAGCACAAGGUUCACUGGUAGUUUAAGACAUAUUCUAAAUUAUAUUUUUGUUUCCAAGACAGUUGGAGGCAAUUUUUGUUGGGUACCAUUGUAAUGGGUAAGGUUUGGGGUUUUUAGUACCCAAUAAUUGUUUAGUGGGGGAUUUCUCAAAUUUCUUGAGAUUGAUAUAGCAACAACAAUUGACCCUUUACUGGUCAUGAUAAACUUGGCUUCAUUGUUUGCAGGAUGUUCCUAACCCUAAUGAUAAACUUCAAUUUACUAGAA
Malania oleifera is the source of this 1646-nucleotide messenger RNA. RefSeq names its product probable ribose-5-phosphate isomerase 2. The record is from RefSeq and is a predicted model, not a curated record. Gene Ontology annotation, molecular function: ribose-5-phosphate isomerase activity. The coding region runs from base 553 to 1374 and encodes 273 amino acids. The transcript has a single exon. Gene Ontology annotation, biological process: pentose-phosphate shunt, non-oxidative branch. Lineage: Eukaryota; Viridiplantae; Streptophyta; Magnoliopsida; Santalales; Ximeniaceae.